This is a messenger RNA of Rotaria sp. Silwood2, 327 nucleotides long. The record is from the annotation of a GenBank genome assembly. NCBI's taxonomy places the organism in Eukaryota, Metazoa, Rotifera, Eurotatoria, Philodinida, Philodinidae.
AUGGAUAUUUCAGUCCUUCCUCCAGAUGUGUUAUCAUUAUAUGAUGAACCCUUCUAUGAAUUAGUUGGUAAAUUAGCUGGUCCUGUCGAAGCCAAAUUACUUGAAGUACAAGGUAUUCGUAGUGCCUAUUCAUUAUUACAUACAGAGAAUGUUUUUGAUAUAUUAAAACAUGAAUGUAAAGCAUUGGAUGAAAUUAAAAAAGAUGCUUGCCUUCGAUUGGAUGAUAAUCGAUAUGUUGUUAAACCUGAAUGUGAAAGUAAUAUACGAUACUUUACUCAAUUACUCAACUUGAAGAAUCAAGAACAUUUGAAAACAGUUGGACUUUGA